Messenger RNA from Fusarium graminearum PH-1, 621 nucleotides. RefSeq lists its product as uncharacterized. Lineage: Eukaryota; Fungi; Ascomycota; Sordariomycetes; Hypocreales; Nectriaceae. Bases 1 to 621 code for a protein of 206 amino acids. The transcript has 4 exons. The record is from RefSeq and is a predicted model, not a curated record.
AUGCGCUACACCACUGUUCCCAUCCUUUUCAACCUCCUUCUCUCAUCCACGUCCCUCGCCGCACCCAACGAACCCUGCUAUGGCCCCAGCGGCAUCGCAGGUGUCUGUAUCACCGACGCAGCCUGCAGUUCCGCCGGCGGUACCUCCAUCUCUGCAGCCGGUCAGUGUCCUGGUCCAUCUCAGAUGAAAUGCUGCUCAUCUGCCGCUACUGGCUUUGGAGGGUACUCUGCGCCAACGAUCCCAGCUGUGGGAGCUUGCAAGGCGGUUUCUGUCAAUGCGGCCAAGAAGGUCGUUGCUGCGUUCCCUGGAAGAAUCAGGGAGAUCGGAUGCAAGAGAGACUGCUCUUGUCCUGGAAGUUCAGACCAUUGCUGUGGUCUCGCAACCGACUUUAUGUGUUCUGAUGGCGGCGGUUCUGCUACACUUUCCGGAAAAGAGAUUGCCGAGUGGUGCAUGAAGAACCGUAGUGCUCUCAACCUCAAGUACGUCAUCUGGGGACAAAAGAUUUGGACUACUUCUGUAGACAAGACAGAAGAAAAGUGGGAGAACUGGCGAACCAUGGAGAAGCGAGACGGCUUGACCCAAAACCACUGGGAUCAUGUCCAUGUCUCAUACAAUGGAUAG